AUGGACGGUCCCACAUCCAAGGCUCCUAUGUUCACGAAGGACGACAUCCUCAACGAGCUUCUAUCGACGGAGGGCCGCAUGUUGAACUCGCAGCUCGUGCUGCGUUUCGCGCACUACUUCAAAAACCCCUCGACGAAAGAAGAGGCGAGGGCGAAAUUCAAAGAUUACGUGAACAAGAUGGCCACGCUGAUCACGGAUCCCAAAACCGGUGAAAAGUUCCUAGUCCUCCGGCCCGAGGUCCGUGAGCAGCUCCACCAACGGAAUUUCGCACCAGCUGGCAUGAAUCUGCCGUCGACGAACGGUCACCUGCCAGCUAGAGGGAGCCAACCGCCUCAAAUGUCGGAAGAUCCACCGAAGAUAUUGCAUUCGAAGGCAGCUCAUCGGAAUCCUCACGGAAAACCUCCGCCGCAAUCUCAGCCGCAAGCCCCGAUGCGCCCGUCCCGACAGCCUCCCAUGUAUCAACAAGCCGUGAAUGCCUCGAAAAUGAGUCGACCUCCGCAGGGUGUUGGGCAGCAGAAUUUGGCCCAACCGCCGGCCCCUCAUCCCUCGCAGGGCCGACCGUCAUCAUUGAAACUCGUCCACGACAGUCAUUCGUUCAUGCACGGGGAUCCGGGACACCAGAGACGGAGCUCAGCAGGAACAAUCAACACCCAGCUCCUUCAGCAGUCGGGAAUGGUGAUUCCAAAAAAUAUUAGCGGAGGCUCGUUGCCCCCGCCGCCCCCGUCGAGGUCCUUAUCGAAGAGUGUACCCAGUCUCUUGAGUGAAACGGAUUCACCGCCCGCUGUCCCUUCAAGGAGUCGGAGACACUCUACGAAAGGAACGGUCGUCGAGGAAAAAGUCAAACAGUUUGCCGAGAAGGAAUUCGUGAAGGAUGAUGUCCGUCAGACCGUGACGGAAAAAACGUCGGUAGCUGUGAGUCCCGGUACUGUAAUGGAGAAGGUGCGCAUGCUGAAAAUGACUUCGGACGGAAACCUGACAGCCCCGCAGCCCCAAAUAAAUAUCAGGCCCGCACAGAACAAGGACUCGGGACGGAGGGUCCUCAGUUCUCGGAACUCGAACCAGGAUUCGGACGACAGAUGCUCUGUUUCCACGCUGGACCCUGCUAGACGAGAAUUCUGUCGGAAAGCUAUGACAUGCGACUACCAGUCCAUGCAGAAAAUGUUACAAGAGGAGCCGACUCUGGCAAAAGCCAUCGAUUACGUUCUCGGUUAUAAUGCUUUGCAUUGGGCAGCGAAAAAUGGCAACAGCGAUGUUGUGAAACUCAUAGCGGGAACUUACAAUGUCGACCCGAACAUCAGAACCCGCGGGGCUGGCCAGACACCGCUUCACAUCGCUUAUAUGUUCAACCAGAAGUCCAUUAUCGACCUCCUCAUCAUGACGUACGGUGCCCAAAAGGACAUACGUGACUUCAGUGGACGGAAGCCAGAUUUCUACGGAAAUCAGAAGAAUGUCGAAACGCUUCGUUCAAAAAUCUACCAUCAGAAGGAAGAGAAGGAAGAUAAGUCCGAAGAGAACACGUUUGCAAAACCCGAGACGAAGCCAUUUGCCAAGCGCUAUGGAUCAUUCAAUGUCAACAUCAAGAAGACUCUCCAUCACUUGAACCUCAAAAAUUGGGAAGGUUUGGGUGGGGUGGACGAGGAAUCCCACAGUCUUCCCCCAUUACACAGGGCAAGUCGUAAACUGCCCAAACGAGCUAAGCGCACUGCCUCACUACUCUCAUCGGUGACAGGACGCUCAACAGCCCCACCAACGUUGACUGAGGAGAAAGCGGACUCAGAUUCCGACAGUGCUUAUGGGUUCAAUUCUUGAUAUCCAAAGCUUUGCGUUUGCAGUUACAUGUGUACAAUACGAAUGUAAAGUUCCCAGCUCGCGCUUCGGUGCGGGGCGGAGGAACGCGUCGUCAGUGGCCGCCGCUUCUACGUCGAAACGAAGAUGUCACUCUUGACACUCCUUGGCCCGUCGCUCACUUUUAUCCCAUCCGCAAUAUACAAUAAGUUUACCCAUGGAUUCUAUCAUGGGUUUUGUCGAUGGGUGCUCCCCCGUUCCGAAGAACUCCGAGGUCUGUUCUUCGGUGAGCCGGGGACCUCACAUGAAUUGUGAUAUUGUUGCCGCCAUCGGUCCCUUCCUGCUCACAACAAUAGAGUGAUUGAUGAACGUGUGCCACGAUCAGCAGAUUUCAGAGGAAUUCCAAAUAGCUGGCAUGGAUAUGCAGAGCUCAAAACUCUGGCGAAGAUCCGGAGUAGAUUUCUCCCUGGAUUCAAAACUCGCGAUGUUCGCGGUAUCCCCCUAUCCAAUGUACAUAGUUCACGGGGACGUAAUGGAGCGAGCGAUAACCUCGAAAUCGGAACCUUCUGCACAAAUAUUGCGCGAUAUGGAAGGUCUCAAAUAAAAGAAAGAAGCAGGUCGCAGUU
Molecule: messenger RNA, 2411 nt
Organism: Galendromus occidentalis (western predatory mite)
Lineage: Eukaryota; Metazoa; Arthropoda; Arachnida; Mesostigmata; Phytoseiidae
Gene: sowah
Product: ankyrin repeat domain family member sosondowah
Exons: 11
Coding region: 1-1809 (602 amino acids)
Molecular function (GO): protein binding
Source: RefSeq, a predicted model, not a curated record